AUGGCCGAGGCACUCAUUGACCUGGUUCUGGAACAACUGGUUACAGUUGCUUUUGACCGCACAAAAGAAGCUGUGACUCUGAUUUUGAAUGCUGAGACAGAGGUCGAAAAAUUCAGCAGCAAUCUAAAAGCAAUUCAAGCUGUGCUCGAGGAUGCUGAGAAGCAGCAAGUGGAGAAGGCUAGCGUGAGAAACUGGUUGGAUGGGCUGAAUGAUGUCUCGUACGAGAUGGUUGACGUGCUAGAUGAGUGGAACACUGAAAUUCUGAAACAAGAGGCAAAUGGAGUUGCUAUUGAGAAAAAGAAAACCUCCAAGAAGAAAGAAAAGUUUGAGUUCCAUCAAUCAUCAACUCGUAGGAAUGAUGAACAACUUAAGCAACAGCUGAAAACUUCAUCAUUUGUCGAUAUUUCUAAAAUAUUUGGCAGAGAAGAAGCAAAAGCUGAUUUGUUAAGCAAGUUGUUGAGUGAUACUAGUGAAGAAGGAAAAAGGGUCCUUGUCAUACCUAUAGUGGGUAUGGGAGGGAUGGGCAAAACAACUCUUGCCCAAUUAGCCUACAACAAUGAAGAUGUAAAAACCUAUUUUGAAAAAAGGAUAUGGGUUUGUGUCUCAGAUCCUUUUGAUGGGGUGAAGAUUGCCAAAGCCAUUAUUAGUGGUACUGGUAACGACGCCCCAAAUUCAAAUGAGUUGCAAGAUGUCUUGCAAUGUAUGUCUAGAUGUAUUGAGGAGAAAAGGUGCUUGAUUUUUCUAGAUGAUGUGUGGACCGAAGACCAAAGAGAGUGGGAAAGUUUAAACUUACCAAUAAUAAUGGAAACUUGUGCUAAAGGUAGUAAAAUAGUGCUCACCACACGAAAAGAGAAAGUUGCUGAGAUAAUGGGACCAACCACUCAAAUGAUCCAUUUGGAGAAGUUGAGUGAUGAAAAUUGUUUGGCAUUGUUCAAUAGCAUUGCAUAUUUGGGGAGGGAAUAAGAUAAGGCUAAUGGAUUAGGAGAUAUAGGUGAGAAAAUAGCAAAUAAGUGUAACGGCUUGCCACUUGCUGCAAGGACUUUAGCUGCUCUCAUGCGGUAUAAGAAGGAAAAAGGAGAUUGGCAGGAGGUCUUGGAUAGUAAGAUAUGGGUUCUAAAAGAGGUUGAGCAACAAGUUUUUCAACCACUUUUAUUAAGUUAUUAUGAGUUGGCUCCUAUAGUUAAGCGCUGCCUUCUAUAUUGUGCUACAUUUCCAAAAGAUUAUCGGUUCAAGAAACACAAUUUGAUUGAGUUAUGGAUGUCACAUGCUUAUCUUAGUGGGAAAGACUAUGGAGAAAAGGAAAAAACAGGUCGAAAUGUUUUCGAUACCUUAGUAAUGCGAUCAUUUUUCCAGGAUGUUGCGAAAGAAAUAGAUGAUGAUGACAAGAGCAUUACUAUAUUUUGCAAAAUGCAUGAUAUUGUGCAUGAUUUUGUGCAAUUCCUCAAUAAGAAUGAAAGCUUCACAAUGGAGGCUAAAGAAGUAAACGGAAGAAAAACGAUAACAAAUGAGGAGAUCCGUCAUUUGACGUUAAUGUUUGCAGCCUAUGGUUCUCCACUUUCGGAUUUUAUUUCACCGGUCAAUUGGAAAAAGUUACGUACACUUGCCACUUUUGAUUCAAGAAUGAGUAGCAUGGAUAUAAAAGCAAUCUCACAACUCAAAUGUGUGAGGACCUUAAAUUUGAGCUGCAACGUCAUUGAAGAACUUCCAGAAGAGAUGGGUGAAUUGAUACAUUUGAGGUCGCUUAGAGCACUGCCUGAAAAUAUGGGGAACUUGAUUAAUUUAAGACAUCUUCAUACCAAGCGUUGUUAUCGGCUGGUCUAUUUGCCGAGAGUGGCCCCGGUGAAGGCUUGA
Molecule: messenger RNA, 1851 nt
Organism: Rosa chinensis
Lineage: Eukaryota; Viridiplantae; Streptophyta; Magnoliopsida; Rosales; Rosaceae
Product: putative disease resistance protein RGA4
Exons: 4
Biological process (GO): defense response to other organism
Molecular function (GO): ADP binding
Source: RefSeq, a predicted model, not a curated record